AUGCGCCUUUUCACCGUAAUCGGUCUGCUGUGCCUUUUCGAUGCAUAUCUCUGCCAAAGUCACGACCUUAUGUUGGGCCAGGCUACCUACGGCGAUGUGGUCGUUUACAAAGUCAACGAGUACAAAUAUGGGUUCCCCCUGAUCGUGAGGAAGAGUACGAUAGAGUACCCGGAACCGGGACAAAUACGCGGUCUGACGCCCGGCCAGCGUCGCAUCUGCCGCCGCAACAAGGACCACAUGCCGGUGGUCAGCGCCGGGGUGAAGCAGGGCAUUGCGGAGUGCCAGCACCAGUUUAGAGACCGGAGGUGGAACUGUACGGUCACCGAGGAUGGGACGGUUUUUGGUCCGCUCACUCUAAUUGGUUCUCGUGAGACAGCGUUCGCGCACGCCGUGACGUCAGCAGGCGCGUCUCUGUCUGUGUCGCGCGCGUGCCGCGACGGGCGGUUGGCUAGCUGCAGCUGCGGCCGCGCGCGUCGACCGCCCGGCCUACGUGACCAGUGGCUGUGGGCCGGCUGCGGCGAUGACCUACAAUACGGAUACACUACCUGGACCUGCGAGAUCAGUGGAUGUGGGCCGGCUGCGGCAAUGACUUGCAAUACGGAUACACGUAAAACUACCAUUGUCAUCAUUAUCAUGAAAACAAAGGCCUGUGAGACCAGUGGCUGUAGGCUGACUGCGGCGACGACCUGCAAUAUAUAUACACGUGAGUCUAUCAUCGUCAUCAUUAUCAUGGAAACAAAGGCCUGUGAGAUCAGUGGCUGUAGGCCGACUGCGGCGACGAUCUGCAAUACGGAUACACGUAAGACCACCAUUGUCAUCAUUAUCAUGAAAACAAAGGCCUGUGAGACCAGUGGCUCUAGGCCGACUGCAGCGACGAACUGUAAUACGUAUACACGUGAGACUAUCAUCGUCAUCAUUAUUAACAGUACAAAGGCCUGCGAGAUCAGUGGCUGUGGGCCGGCUGCGGCGAUGACCUACAAUACGGAUACACAUGACACCAUGAUUACUAUAAGCACAAGAAGUAAGGAGCUACUGCUGGCCAGCUGCAGCCACCCGGCCUGCGAGACAUGA
Molecule: messenger RNA, 1071 nt
Organism: Chilo suppressalis (striped riceborer)
Lineage: Eukaryota; Metazoa; Arthropoda; Insecta; Lepidoptera; Crambidae
Source: the annotation of a GenBank genome assembly